AUGUCGGCGGCGCUGCUGAGUCCGGAGCCGGCAGGGAGCGGCGAGUCUGAUGUCUUUGAAAUUGACCUUCCCAUCACUAUCUUUGUGCUGAGUGAUGAUGAUUUUCUAGAAAGUGAAGAUGAAGAGCAGGCAAUCUUGAGUAGUGAUGAUAUUUUGAAGAGUGAAGAAGAAGAGGUGGCCACUUCCAAUGAUGGUGAUCUAAAAAAAAGCAAAGAGGAAAAGCAGGUGCCUUCAAGUGGUGAUGAUCUAAGGAGUCAAGUGCAGCCCAGCUUGAAUGAAGAAGUUGUUCUAAAAUGUCCAGAGAAAGAGCAGGUUACUCUAAGUGUGUUUGAGAAAUUAAAUUCACCCCAAGUUUCUUUAAGUGAUCAAUAUGCUCUGGGCAGUAGCAAACUCAGCCAAAAUUAUCUGUCAUGUCUGUCAGCUCCCAGAAUGGACCCUGGAGAGGUAAAUGGUUGUGUCGAAAGCAAAGAAUGCAAGGAUGACAUCGAUUGCCAAAAGGUUCCUGUUCCUCUCUCAUGUGGUGACAAUAAGGAUAGAGAUGGUCUGACUAUUGAGACAACUAGGCAGUUGAUUCCAGGAGCAAUAUUUAAAGAUGGAAAGGAACGUGAGACCUCUGCAAUCAGUUCCUCUGACAGCACUCAAGAGUGCCAGCCAGCACUCCAUUGUAAAGAAGCAGAGAGAUGUGUUGAGACUGAAGGUACUGUCCCUUUAGAGACAGCAAAGAAUAAAACUGAUGACAGAACAAGAAUGAGAAAUGGCUCUACAGAUGAAACUCUGAAUUGUGGAAUGGAUAGCAAAUUUGAAGAUCUGAAUGCUGUAAAAGAAAUAGAGCAAGUCCAAAGUAUUUUUUUUACUUGUAUUAAUGGUGACUUUUCUACAGCAGGAGAGUUGCUAGAAGAUGUAGGGGACUUGGCAAUGACUACUUGUGAUAAUCCUGGAUUAAAUAUUUCUGAAGAGUUUAUUCAUCAGUCUGUAAUUCAUUCUCCCAGGGAGAUGGAUAAGCAAGAAGAUUGUGAUGUUUCUCAUGUGAUUAUAAAACACCCAAAUGCAAAGCAUCAAGAAGAGACAUUCCUAUUAGGUAAUGAGCAUAACAGCGAAGCUCUUUCUAUGGGAUCUUGUUCUACGUGCAAGCAUGAGAAGACACUGAAUGUGAAAUGCAGGUUUUGUAGCUCUGUGUGUACAAAUAAAAAUAUUCUAAAGAAACAUGUUUAUUCAGCACAUCAGGAUAAAAAAAUUCACAAAUGCUGCUUUUGCCAAAGAAGCUUUUUCUUUUCUGUCAACGUUAAACGCCAUCUUAAAUUUCAUAAGAAAAUGACCAGAUUGAAAAAUACAAGAAAAGGUAGAAGUAUGAACACUGAAAAAGCCAGGAAGGAGAACCCAGCAAAAACACAAUCUGCGAAUAAAAAAAAGGAAAGUAAGUAUGAGAAAUUCUUCAUCAAAAUUGAAAGGGACUGUAAAACUGCAGAUGCUCCAGUUAUUUUUUCUUGUAAAAUUUGUCUCUUUGCUUCACCAGAUCCUAAGCUUUUUGUUUAUCAUAUGAAGGGACAUAAAGGCAGACAACCUUAUCAGUGUCCCCAGUGUGACUAUUCUUGUGUUAGCUUGUCCUAUAUGCUAAAUCACAUGUACUGGCAUGCUGGCUAUAGACUGUACAAAUGCAGGUUCUGUACAUUUUUUUCACUGUAUUUUGCAAGCAUGGUGAAACACAGUUACAUUCAUACAGGGGCUAAGCCGUAUUCCUGUGAAUUCUGCCAGUCAUCAUUCACAAGUACAAGUGGCUUAAAGAGACACACAAAUAUACAUGCUGGCAAAGAAUUGUGCCAAGGGAAGCAACACCUUGGCUUGCCUGUCGAGGGGAAGAGAACUAAAAGUCCUCCAAAGAGCUAUACAUGUGAUCAGUGUAACUUAGUAUUUUACUCUAAAGGACUGCUCUGCUUUCAUGAGAAAUUUCAUACCCAAGUUAAAGGCUGUGAUGAGAGGUUUGCAAAUGAGAGUAAUGAAUACAGUAAAAGCAAAGCAUGUAAAGAUGACAAUGAUUACCAAAAGGAUUGGGUUUCUUCUGGUUCUGACAAUAAAUGGGAUGAUCACCUGCUUAAUGAGACACAUGAAAUGCUGGCUUCAGGAGCAGAACUUGAACAGGAGAAUGAAUUUGAUAGGGAUAUGAAUAUAUGCUGUAGCAAAAAAACGUGCCAAAGCGGCCAGGGAACCAACAAUUUGCCUGUUGUGAGGACUGGAUCAGAAACUCUUUUCAGUAUUUACAAGAGCGAUCAGUGUGAUUUAGUGUUUUGCAAAGAGAAGCAUCUGUUUUUUCAGAAGGUCACUCAUUCACAAGUUCAGGAAUGUAAUGAGAUAGUUACAAAUGCUCCCAAGGCUGAGGAAAAUGCUAAGUGUAUUGAUGUACAGCCUCCUAUUGGGCCUUCUCACAAACUGUUCAAGUGUCAACAAUGUGAUUAUUCCACUUAUAUUUUUAGCAACCUUAAGCUGCAUUUUAGAAUACACACUGGUGAAAAACCAUUUGAGUGUAAAGAGUGCAACAAGAUGUUUCGCACCUCCAGCCAUUUGCGGAGACAUAGUCUUAUGCACAUAAAGAAAGGUCAAGAAUGUGACCAUUGCCAUUAUUUGGGCAGCACUUCAGACGAACUUAAAUUGCACUGUGAAAUACAUAAGGGCACCUGCCCUAAAAGGGAAGAUCUUAUUUCCUCAAAAGACGUAAAGUGUGUCCGUUCCAUAUUCAGCUCAGAAGACCUUCAGAAACAGAUGGAUGUUCAUGAGGGCAAAGAAAAUGAACAUGUUCUGCCAUCACGAAGUCUUUCACAACUUUACAAGUGUGAACAGUGUAAUUACAUCACUUAUGUUUUAAGCAACCUCAAGCUACACACAAGGAUUCAUACAGGUGAAAAACCCCACAGCUGUGACACUUGUCAGAAGAAGUUUCGUACUUCAGGUCAUCUAAAUCGACACAAGCUUGUGCACUUAAAGAUGGAACGCCUCAAAUGUAGGAACUGUGACUAUUCAACAGACAAAUGGCAAUCCCUUAAGUGGCAUUUGGCUUCACACUCAGAUGAAAAAAACCUGGCUAGUAGCAAAGUCCAAGAGCAAUCGCUGCUACCUGUCAAAAUAUACAAGUGUGAAGAGUGUGGCUAUGCUACUGCCCAUAGUGGAAACUUCAAGCAGCAUUUGAGAAUUCAUACAGGUGAAAAGCCAUACAAAUGUGAUCAGUGUGCUCUUGCUUUCCGCACUUCUAGCCACCUGAAGCGCCACUUACUAACUCAUUUAAAGUUACGCUGCAACGAGUGUGAGUUUUCCACUAUAGAUAGGUGUGCUCUGGAGAAACAUGUAAAAACACACAAGGAUAAAAAAAUGUACAAAUGCCAAAAGUGCAAUGUAACACUUUCCACCAUACAUCUCUUAGAGAAACAUAAGAAACAGCAUUUAUAA
Messenger RNA from Emys orbicularis (European pond turtle), 3435 nucleotides. Its product is annotated as zinc finger protein 160-like. Gene Ontology annotation, cellular component: nucleus. The record is from RefSeq and is a predicted model, not a curated record. Lineage: Eukaryota; Metazoa; Chordata; Testudines; Emydidae. The transcript is spliced from 3 exons. Gene Ontology annotation, biological process: regulation of transcription by RNA polymerase II. The coding region runs from base 1 to 3435 and encodes 1144 amino acids. Gene Ontology annotation, molecular function: DNA-binding transcription factor activity, RNA polymerase II-specific; RNA polymerase II transcription regulatory region sequence-specific DNA binding.